Molecule: messenger RNA, 1714 nt
Organism: Pisolithus orientalis
Lineage: Eukaryota; Fungi; Basidiomycota; Agaricomycetes; Boletales; Pisolithaceae
Product: MFS general substrate transporter
Exons: 19
Coding region: 1-1584 (527 amino acids)
Biological process (GO): transmembrane transport
Cellular component (GO): membrane
Molecular function (GO): transmembrane transporter activity
Source: RefSeq, a predicted model, not a curated record
AUGAAGCAGUCAAUCACUUUCGAUGCUGACGACGUCCGGCAAGAUCACAUUGCUGGUGAGAAGUCAGAGGCCGGUUUAUCGUUCUCUCGUGCUCCUGUUCUUCUCAUCCCCAAAGAGGAGUCUCAACUAUGGCGCAAAGUCGACCUCAAACUCAUGCCCAUCAUUGCUUUGAUGUAUCUACUCUGUUUCAUGGACCGCGGUACGUUCUUUAAGAUACCGCAAUGUAACGCUAAAUUGGACGGAUUAAUGACGCAACUCGGGCUUGAUGGGAAUCAAUACAAUGUUGCCUUAACGUUAUUCUUCAUAGUACGUCAUUUCGUUUACCAUUCAAAUUGUGAAACUACAAGCAACUCGGUCGUUGUCCAGUCUUUCAGCAUUCUCGAUUGCCCCGCCAAUUAUAUCAUUCAAUUUGUCCCGCCUUCUAAAUGGCUUGCGGGUACGAUGGUGAGUGGCUAUUCCCUUUUUUCUAAUGCUCUCGACAUUUUUGAGCAGAUCCUCUGGGGGCUCGUUAUGAUGUCCAUGGGUUUCGUAAAAACCUACGCUCAGCUGGUUGGAGUGCGUUUCUGCUUGGGAAUCGCAGAAAGUGGUUUUUAUCCUGGCGUUGCAUACUACCUCACAAUGUGGUAUCCGAAGUAUAUGCUUCAACGCCGGUUCGCACUCUUCCUUGGAGCAGCAACUUCAGCUGGCGCCUUCUCUGGAAUACUUGCAUAUGGCAUCAAUUUCAUGGAUGGAGACGGAGGGUAUCAGGGUUGGUCGUGGAUUUUCAUCCUUGAAGGUAUAGCUACAAUCGUAGUAGGUUCCGUCGCCCUGUUUGUAAUGGUGGAUUAUCCAUCGACGGCCAAAUUCCUGACGCCGAAAGAGCAACAAUAUAUCACCCAACGAAGAGAGUUUUCCGAAGUGGAUGAGAAGGGUGAUGUAGCUGCACAAGUACGAGCAGCCUUUACGGAUUGGCAGGUAUGGGCGAUGUGUAUUGUACAAAUGUCAAUUACGGUGCCUCUUUACGGCAUCACAUACUUUCUCCCAUCGAUUAUCAACAACUUCGGAUACACCACUUCAACGAGUCAAUUGCUUUCCGUGCCACCAUACGUCUUCGGCGUCAUCGUUCUCCUUGUCAUUGCAGACUUAUCCGACAGGAUGCAACGACGCUCACCCUUCAUAUUCGCCUCGCAAGUGAUAGCCAUCGUGGGCUUUAUCAUCAACAUCACUGAUGUGCCAAAUGGCGUGAAGUACUUCGGGACCUACCUCUGCGUAGCUGGACCAUAUACUGGAGGGGUAGGUUCCAUAAUAUGGCUGGCAAACAACUUGGAGGGGAAGUGCAAGCGAGCGGUUGGAAUGGCAUUAGUGAUCUGCAUGGGCAACUUAGGGGGAGCGAUCGCGUCAAAUAUUUUCCGCAGCCAAGACGCACCGAGAUAUCUCCUUGGACUUGGCAUCGAAAUCAUGUUUUUGGCGAUGGGUAUGAUCGCUGUGCCUAUCAUAGCACUGACAUACCGACGCAUCAAUGCUCGUAAAGAUGCUCUCCAGCAGCAGGGGAAGAUGGAGGGAAGUGAAGUUCUAGACAAAGAGAGUUUUAGGUACACACUUUGAUAACUUGGAAGUACUAUGUCUGUUUUUGUGCAUCUUAGGUGCUUGGGGUGCCAAUUCUUUUGCCAUGGUAGUUGCUAACUGAGAGCCUUUGCAAAAAUGGGCAUCAAGAUAAUGUAGUUACAAUUGUUCG